UGCAACAUCACGGCAGCGCUUGGUGUCGUCGUCGUCGUCGUUGCAAAGAGGCGAGGGGGGCUCAUCUCUAAUCAGCAUCAUCAGCAGCAGCAGCAACAGCAGCAUUAUCAUCAGCAGGAGCAUCAGCUUCAUCAUCAUCAGCAGCAUCAUCAUCGUCAGCAGCAGGAGCAUCAGCAGCAACAGCAUCAUCAGCAGCAGCAGGAUAAUCAUCAUCACCAGCAGCAGCAGCAUCAUCAGCAGCAGCAGGAGCAUCAGCUUCAUCAUCAUCAGCAGCAGCAGCAUCAUCAUCGUCAGCAGCAGCAGCAUCAUCAGCAGCAGAAUCAUCAUCAUCAGCAGCAGCAACAGCAGCAGACUCAUCAUCAACAGCAUCAUCAUCACCAGCAGCAACAGCGAAAACAAAGUUCAAGCCUCAACUACAACAAUGCAUUCGCUACUUUUCAUCUCAAACCUUCUCUGCGCGCUGACGAUUGGUCUCAUGCAGAGUCAAAGCAAACUUGGGAGCAGCAGCAGCAGUAGCAGCAGCAGCAGUAGCAGCAGUAGCAGCAGCAGUAGCAGCCACCACAAUGCCACGCACGACGGCGUGGAAGCAGCAGGCACCAGCGACCUCUCGCUACUGGAUCUGGACGGAAACUGCUCGAUGUGUUCCAGGAGGGAACACAGCAAAGUCUGGCGUCUUGAGUCCAUCAGGUCUCAGAUCCUGAGCGAGCUGAGGCUCAAGCAAGCGCCCAACAUCAGUCGGGACACCGUCAACAGACUCCUGCCCAAGGCACCGCCUUUGCAGCAGCUGCUGGACCAUUACGGAUACCAGGACCUGUUGGAGUCUCGCAAACUGGACAGAGAUAAUCUCGCCACCACCGAGACCAUCAUCAACGUCGCGACUGGAACCGACAAGAAGGUCCAGUCAAACGGACGUCCCAAGUGCUGUUUCUUCAAGUUCACUCCGCGGAGCAUGCAGAACCAGGUGAUCAAGGCGCGCCUCUGGGUGUACCUGCGACCGGCCAAGAAGUCCACGUCGGUCAUCGUGAAGAUCUCGCGCCUGCAGCCCGUGGCGGGCGCCGCCCCGCGCCACGUGCACAUGUGCUCGCGCAACGUGAGCGUGGACGCGCGCGGCGGCCGCUGGGAGGAGAUCGACUUCAGGCGCGUGGUGCACAACUGGUUCAGGCAGCCCGACGCCAACUGGGGCGUCGAGAUCAACGGCCUCGACGCCGAAGGCAACGACUACGCCGUCACGUCACCUGACGCCGCCGAGGACGGCCUGAAACCCUUCCUGGAGCUGAAGCUGAGCGACACUCUCCGUCGCUCGCGCCGUGCCCCGGGCCUCGACUGCAGCGAGGCGUCCAACGAGUCGCGCUGCUGCCGCUACCAGCUCAUCGUCGACUUCGAGGCGUUCGGCUGGGACUGGAUCAUCGCGCCCAAGCGCUACAAGGCGAACUACUGCUCGGGCCAGUGCGAGAACAUGUUCCUGCAGAAGUACCCGCACACGCACCUCGUGCAGAAGGCGAACCCGCGUGGCUCCGCGGGUCCAUGCUGUGCACCCACCAAGAUGUCGGCCAUCUCUAUGCUCUACUUCAACGACCAGCAGCAGAUCAUCUUCGGCAAGAUCCCCGACAUGGUGGUGGAGCGAUGCGGGUGCUCAUGAGAGAGAAUGAGGAGGAUGAGGGAAGAGGAGGAGGAGGGAGAGGCCCGCGGUGGCUGCCAAGGGAGCGUCUUGAAUCGAGUCACGAUUUAUCGAAAUUGUGGGUGGGGUGGGGGUGGGUGGCGGCGACGGCGGUGGGGGCAAAAUGUACGUUGAACUUCUUUCGCGCCGUACGUAGCCAACCGUGCAAAUCGGAGGUGCGGGUGGAAGUACAACUAAACACAGCAAGCAGUUCUAGAGAAAUGAGUUUUCAACCUUGAUGAUUCAAAAGUGCAUAGGCACCCAGCGGCUUCCUAAACUCAGAAGAAAGAGAGCGUUCCAGACGGCCGCAGGAAGCGCGUCUGAAAGCGCCGCGCGAUGCGGUGAGGCCGUCUUUGUUCGAUGGCCGAGCCAAAAGCUGUCGCUGCUGCUGCUGAUGAUGCUGCUGAUGAUGAUGAUGCUGAUGAUGAUGCUGCUGAUGAUGCAAAUAUAACCGGAGUUUGCAUGAAGAUGUGACGAUGGGAGGGGUGGAUUGCAGCGCUUGAGCAGCGCAGGCGAUUGUGGUGGAUCGAGUCCCUGCCACAGGGUGAUUCAGUGUUGUGACCAGCAGUGUGGUGGUUGGUGGUGGUAGUGGUGGUGUUCGUGGUGGUGUUCGUGAUGUCCUCACUCAAAGUGGGUGGAGGAAUCGAGCGAGUGAAGUUGAUGCUUCCUGCUACAAGAGAAGAAGUGAAAGAAGAAAAAAAGACGUUUGCCCGAGAAUGUUGAAACGUCUUGCGGUGCUGCUGUUCAACGCUUUAGCCACGAAGGGGCUACGCAUUGUCACUGCCUGCCUGGAACGAGGAGGGGGGGGGGGGUACGUUCAGGGCCACGAUGCAUCCUGCGAAGCUAAAACAACUACGAGCAGCCACUUGAGUGUCUAUGUGCGGCGUCGAGAUCUUAGGACCCGCCCGACACCAAACCGGGCACGCCAUCGAUCAAGGAAGGGGGGGGGGGUGGGGGGUGUUGAGCCCACGCGGUCUUCCCCGGGGGCAGAGCUGCUAGCCGAGCCCCCCCUCCCCCCGUGGCCUCAUCACGGGGCCUACCAGUGCGGCUGCCUGCCACGGCCCACGGCCGCGAACCGUCGCCACGAGUAUCGGCAAGCCGCGAUGCGAUCCCCCCCGUGAAGGC
Messenger RNA from Lethenteron reissneri (Far Eastern brook lamprey), 2782 nucleotides. RefSeq names its product growth/differentiation factor 8-like. Gene Ontology annotation, molecular function: growth factor activity; cytokine activity. NCBI's taxonomy places the organism in Eukaryota, Metazoa, Chordata, Hyperoartia, Petromyzontiformes, Petromyzontidae. Gene Ontology annotation, cellular component: extracellular region. The record is from RefSeq and is a predicted model, not a curated record.